CGAGGGGGUACAACAACCACGUUCGAGCCUGUGGUAAAGCAAAGGAGGCAGAUGUAAGGUCUAUGGAAUAUGAGGAGGUCUUGAGAACACGGGCACGGGCACGGGAAGAGCAACGAGCCGCUCUACAGGGGGGCUCUGACAGCUAUUCACCAAUGCUGGGCGGUGACUUCGACUCGGAUCAGGUCAUUGCUCAAGAUCCAGACUCAUCUGAAGCUGUUGGUGCACCAGAUAUCAUGAAUGCUUGUAAGUAACCUGCUUCCUGUGGUCAGUGCUGAUUGUCAUGGUCUUGUAGUCCAGGGCACUACGCUCUCUGCUCAAGAGU
Gloeophyllum trabeum ATCC 11539 is the source of this 322-nucleotide messenger RNA. RefSeq lists its product as uncharacterized. The transcript has 4 exons. The record is from RefSeq and is a predicted model, not a curated record. The annotation marks the transcript as partial. Lineage: Eukaryota; Fungi; Basidiomycota; Agaricomycetes; Gloeophyllales; Gloeophyllaceae.